UACGGUGUGGAAAGUAGCACAGAGGUGUAUUCUGUACUGUCAUCGGAAAUCUACCCAUAAAACUAAGAAAUCACACUUGGACACCUGAAGAGAAAAGAUCGACACGAUAGACUGUUGGCACAGUUUCAACAACCUGCAUGAGUUGGAAAAUGAUUCCCGCCUGCCAUCUUUUCCUGCAUGGUUGUGCACAAUGAAAACUUGCCAUAGACCAUUUCACCUCCUGAUAAGGCUGGUUUACAUCACAUUAGUGUCAGUUCUUGAGGCACAACGUAUCAAAGUGUUGCCUGAAGUGACUGGAUACCUUGGAGAAGAUGUCACCCUGCCUUGCAACUUCAUCCAAGGACAAACUCUCGACAAUAUUACUCAGGUUCAGUGGAAUGUCCUGUCACCAGGAAACAGAACCACCCUCAUAGUUUUCAACAGUGCAUAUGGACUGGAUAUUCAUGAAUCUCCUCUGAAAGGGAGACUGGAGAUCGAAGGGGAAUCACUGAUAAUUAAGAGUGUAGAAAAGACAGAUGCAGGGUCGUACGUCUGCUCCAUUUCAGCCUUUCCCAGUGGAUCACAUGAAGGAACCACCAAACUUAUUGUUCAAGAGAAGAUGCAGUCAGCAGCAGGGAUAGUUCCUGCUGUGGUGGUUGUUGUUGUGCUGCUGUUCGUGAUCAUGGCGGCCAUAGCUUACCUCAUGUACAUCAGGAGACGUAACUCAUUGGUCAGGCAUCGUGUCUUCAUAGAUACAACUGGUCCAGAGAGAGACGUGGCCAGACCAUCUGUUAUAAUAAGAGAGGAGGAUGUGGUCUACUCUGACGUCAAGCUCAAACCAUCCAAAGAAGCUUCUCCUGCAUCCAGGAGCAAAGACAGAGACACUGAGCAUGCGGAUGAUGUCACGUACUCCGAGGUUGUAGUAUCACGUCAACUGCCCAAAUGAGACACACUGUACAUGGAAGCGAUCGUAAAUGUAGUCCUCGUGCUCAGAAGUCUCUCAGCAGAUCCCAUUCACUGUAAUCAUGGUAUCAUUUAUUGAACAUCUCAGAUCCUAAUCACCUGCUUCUAAAAUAAAACCGCUGUAGCUUCUUCAGUGUUUGGAUAUAACGGCAGUGACAUUUGGGUCUUGUGGUGUUGCAAGAUUAAAAAAAAAUAGUCACCAUGGCUGUACAUUCUAGUCAUUAAGAUUUCAAUAAAGACUCAAAAGUCAGUGCUAGAGAAAAACUAAAAAAUCUGCAAAUCACUCAGUAAAUUUGUACCUGUACCUCCUAGUUCCUUUUAUAAUUAUAAUUUAUGAAAAUUUUGUGCAACCUGCAAAGACAGACUUGCAGGGUUCACAUGGCCUUGCAGGUUUUGAGUGUGGCCAUAACAGUUAGUUUGCUUGGAAGAAAGAUGCUGUUCCUCACAAUACAUUGAUUAUGACAUUGGUUACACAAAGUUCCAGUUGUUGCUUUGUUAAACGUAAAAGAGGAAGGUGGAAAGCAAGAUAAACAUAGAGAGUUGUACAACUAAUGCAGAAAUAACUUUGGAGUGCAAAAAACACUAUGACUGUUUAAUACUGGCUUGAGGUGAAGUGACAAAAAGUGCCUCUAAUUGUGAAUUCUUCCGGGAAACUUUCCACGGCAGCUUCAAACCAAAAACAAGAAUUGUAUGUCAGUGUACUGCAUAGUGCCGUGGGUUGUCCAAUUCUACACUUAUACUUAUAUUUGGAGUCUCUUAACCUGACCCAGUAAUGUGUCUGCUGGGCCUGUUUAUGCACAAUAUUGCUAUAUGUUCAUGCCACACUGCAGUCUGCAUGUUUUGCAGUCUGAGGCUGCUUUAAGAAAAAAAACACAGAGGUGACAAAAUAUGGUUUGCAUAGUUGCUGUAAUGGUGAACAUUACUAACAGUCACUGCCAACUGCUGGUUUUCAGCCAGCAUUUCCUGAAAGUGUGAUUUUGUGGGUGUGAAAUGUUAAACCUGAGGCUCACACACUUGUGAUAUGUCUACUAGACUUACACUGUGAGAGAUAAGUGAGUUUGUUGCUGUUUAAAAAAAAUCAGUCAGGGGCUUGUAUUUAUUUAUUUGAUUUUUUUAUUAUUUUUCAAUUAUUCUGUCAGCAAGUAAGUACGAAAUUUGUUUAUGUAACAGCAAUACUAUAUACUUAGAUUGGAAUUAAGUCCUUUUGACAGAAAUGCCAGCACGCAGUCCUGCAAACUGUCUACGUUUGCUUAAUCUAUUGUAGCUUAAUAAAACUUUGCAUUUUUACAGAUCUUAACCAAUUCUUUGGUUUCUGAAUUCUCUUAUGAAGAGUUGUGUCAAGACAGGAAACAGAUGAGAAAGAUAAGACACUGCAGUGUGAAGAGAGUGCAUUUUGAAAGACUCCAUAUCUGAUCAGUAAGACGUGAAUAGAAACAAUGGAACAUUUUCAAACUCUAGAUGCAUCAUUGCCGUACUGCUGAGAAUGAGCCACUGGGACAAACAUUCAUGACCUACGUUUGUUAAGAUAACAACAUGAGGCUGAUGGGCGGAGGGAUGAGCAAAAUUUCACAGUUAUACUCCCUUAUUUGUAGUCAUGUUGCAUGUGGCAUUUUGCGCUUCUUUUGCUUCUCUUUGUGACUGUUUGUGGUCUCUCUAGUUAAUUAAACCAGAUGUGCUGACGGUCGUUUAAUAGUGAGGUUCCUGCCCUUACAGUAAGCUAGCUAAUCUGAUCUUACUCAGGUAGGCCGAGAACCAGUGGACAGGCAGUUACAUGAUCAGCGGCAGUAGUUUUUAAAGUGGCAGCCUCAAAGAGUUUUAUUUAGAUGCAUCACUGUUUAUCAAAUGAGGACAAACGUAUGAUAAAAUAAUUAAUAAUUAAUUGUUCAGAGCUGAAAAUAUUAUCACCAAAUGAUCCUUUUAAAUGCUGGUUAGAUUAGUAUAUAUUCUGUUGUCCACGUCAGGAAAACAUCAGGUGGUGGAUGAGUUUCCAAGGGGAAUAGAAAUAUGGAGGUUUUAUGAAAAAAUGUAGAAAUCAAUGUGGGCAGUGGCAUUAGAAACAUGGACUCCUGCUGUUUGUAACAUUUCUGUCAGGUUCAGCGCCCCGCAGCAGAUAGAAACAUUUUAUUGCAUCAUUUUGUUUAGUGCCCCUGUGAACAGCUAAGUUUAGAUCACAGAAUCUGAACAAUUUCUACACAUUCCUACACAGUUUGUGACUCAGGAAAGCAUGGUUCACAAACACACCUGCAUUACUACUCAUAGCCAUAGGUGGUGCCAAAGAGACCAAGAUGACCUCUUUAAAUGUUUUAUUGUUUCUUAUUUGUUGCUUUGGUGGUGAAUUGCGGGGUAAGAAAAGUACACAUGAAAGAUGCAUUAUUAAUAAUCUGAAGCCUUGUGAUCAUUGAAAUUUUUUAAUCUUUCUUUCUGUGUAUCUGAUUUUGACAUAAUUCAAAACUGUGGUAGAAGAUAUAAUGUUAUUUUUGCUGUUACAAGUUUUAAGUUACAAGAAUUUAAUGUGCACCACUAAUAGGUGAAAUUAAUUCAUGUUUAAUUUAUCACUAUUGUUGUAUUUAGCUGAUGUAAACAUUUUCUAAAAUGCACAGCAACAGUAUAUAGUUGUUGAUUUACACUGCAAGGUUUACCCAAGCUGUGAAAUAAACCUUAUAUAAGCCAUACUUGCA
Molecule: messenger RNA, 3620 nt
Organism: Mugil cephalus (flathead mullet)
Lineage: Eukaryota; Metazoa; Chordata; Actinopteri; Mugiliformes; Mugilidae
Product: nectin-4-like
Exons: 7
Coding region: 191-925 (244 amino acids)
Biological process (GO): heterophilic cell-cell adhesion; homophilic cell-cell adhesion
Cellular component (GO): adherens junction
Source: RefSeq, a predicted model, not a curated record